This is a messenger RNA of Drosophila busckii, 2106 nucleotides long. Its product is annotated as pescadillo homolog. NCBI's taxonomy places the organism in Eukaryota, Metazoa, Arthropoda, Insecta, Diptera, Drosophilidae. Gene Ontology annotation, molecular function: RNA binding. Gene Ontology annotation, cellular component: nucleolus; PeBoW complex. The transcript is spliced from 5 exons. The coding region runs from base 121 to 2028 and encodes 635 amino acids. Gene Ontology annotation, biological process: maturation of LSU-rRNA from tricistronic rRNA transcript (SSU-rRNA, 5.8S rRNA, LSU-rRNA); ribosome biogenesis. The record is from RefSeq and is a predicted model, not a curated record.
CCCACGAGAAAUAACACAACACCAAACACGUGUUUGUGUUUUUCUUUUAAAUAAAUCUAAAAAGCAGCUAAGAACCUGUUGCUUUUCUUCAAUAAAUAGCUUCUACACACAACUGCAAAUAUGAGACGUCCAAAGAAGUACGAGUCUGGUGAGGCUACACAGUACAUCAGCCGGCGUGCAGCGCUGCGUAAGCUGCAGCUGUCUUUGAAUGAUUUCCGUCGCCUGUGCAUAUUGAAAGGUGUGUACCCACGUGAGCCUAAGCACAGACGUCGCGCUCAGAAAGGCUCCUCAGAGAUAAAGGUGCUCUACCAUUCUAAGGAUAUACGCUUUUUGCUACAUGAGCCCAUCGUAUGGACGCUGCGUGACUACAAGAUCUUUGCGAAGAAAACAGGUCGCGAUCGUGCAAUUAAAGAUUUCCGUAAUCUGAAACGCCGCCUGGCCUUGUUCCCAGAGAUUAAGCUGGAUCAUAUAGUUAAGGAACGCUAUCCCACUUUUAUUGAUGCGCUUAAGGAUUUGGAUGACUGCUUGACCUUGAUGUUUCUGUUCAGCACAUUUCCAUCACUGCAUUUAAUUCCACGCGAGCAAUCCAAUCUUUGCCGUCGCUUGACAAUUGAAUUCUUGCACUACAUUAUUGCCUCCAAGUCGCUGCGCAAGGUGUUUAUAUCCAUCAAGGGCUAUUACUUCCAGGCAGAGAUCAAGGGCCAAAAGGUCAACUGGAUAGUGCCACAUUACUAUCCCUUCAAGCCACAGUCACGUCAAGAGGUGGACUUCAAAGUCAUGUCAAUUUUCGUCGAGUUCUUCACCAUUAUGUUGGGCUUUACUAAUUUCCGCCUGUUCCAUGGCCUCAACAUGGCCUAUCCACCACAAUUUCCCAGCAACAUGCUGCAGGAUAGUGAGGACACAUUUAAGGAUGAAUCAAGCUUUGUAUCAGAUCGCAUAGCUGCAUUGAACUUCGAGCUGCUGCGCACAGAUAAAGUGCAAGAGGAUGAAGAAGAUAUUGAUAUUGAUAUUGAUAUGGAUCUGUUGGAGCAGGAUGGUGACUCCAAGCGCAUAAUCAAAAUGAAGCAAGAAGCACAGGAGACAGCUCGUCUGCGCACGCUCUUCAAGGGCUUGAAAUUCUAUAUUAAUCGUGAAGUACCACGCGAACCGCUGGUAAUCAUUAUCCGCUCCUUUGGCGGUAAAGUAUCCUGGGAUUCUUCCGUUUUCGCUGGCGCAACUUUCGAUGAAAACGACGAGACCAUCACACAUCAGAUUGUAGACAGACCAAGCGUAAGCACGCAGUACAUCUCUCGUGAUUACAUACAGCCACAGUGGCUAUUCGAUUGUGUGAAUCAACGCCAGCUGCUGCCAACUAACAAGUACUUUAUGGGUGAAUCGUUGCCACCACAUCUAUCACCAUUUGUUGACGCCAAGCGUGAUACUUACAUACCGCCUGAAGAGAAAGCGCUGCAUGAUCCAUCGCUCAUUGAGACACACGCCCAAAGCGAUGAUGAGUCUGAGGAUGAAGCAGCUGCAGAGGAGGAUGACGUAGAUCAGGAAGCUCUGGACGCGCAGCUGCAGCUCGCUUAUCAGCAGGAGACAGCAGAGUACAAGAAAUACGGUGAUGCCGAUGGCGUCAAUGAAGAUGAGGAAGACACUGAUGAGUACUUGGAAGAAGAGCAAAGCGAAGAAGGCAGCGAGGAGGAGGAAGAAGAGGAGGAGGUCGAUGAGAAGACCAAACGCUUGCAAGCAGAAAAAGAGAAAAUGUCCGUGCAGUCUGGCAAAGUGCACAAGGUCAACAAGCGACAAUUACACAAAGCUGAGGUGGAUGAGCAUCGUCUGCAGGCACGCAUGGUAAAGCCGCGUCAUCGUGAUCUUUUCCGUAAGCUGAUACGCGAGAAACAGUCCAAGGAGAAGGAGCAAUGGCUGCUGAAGAAGAAGCGACGCAAUAUCGAAGCUGAUGCCAAGGAGGCCAAGAAGCAAGCAAAGCGGGAUGCACGCAAAGCUGCCGCUGCUGCUGCCCAAGCAGCCGCCCAGCUGACCAAGUAAACUCAGCAUUGUACCCAACUCUAUUUUGAUGCUAGGCCUUAAGUAUGUAACUUAAUAAAAACGGAAAGAAACUGUUGA